Molecule: messenger RNA, 1398 nt
Organism: Morchella importuna
Lineage: Eukaryota; Fungi; Ascomycota; Pezizomycetes; Pezizales; Morchellaceae
Exons: 6
Coding region: 1-1398 (465 amino acids)
Molecular function (GO): oxidoreductase activity
Source: RefSeq, a predicted model, not a curated record
AUGACCAGAAAGAAUCUUACCACCGAUGAUGUUUCCAAACAUAACACUCAAAGCGACUGUUGGAUGACAGUUCGCGGAACUGUAUAUGAUGUCACUGAAUUCUUACAGCAACAUCCUGGAGGGCCUCGGGCGCUUCUAGAUUAUGCCGGCGCCGACGCCACGGGAGCCUACGACUCUGUGCACACCCCCGAACUUCUAGAGAAGGAUGCACCAGCGAGCAUAAAGAGUCUUGGCCCCAUCGACCCUCAGAGUGUGGCAGUAGACCUUGGCGCUCUCAACGACACCUCCAGCACAAAGCCACCCUUAGAAUCGCUAAUUAACACCUAUGACUUUGAAACCGUCGCAGAGAAGACGAGCAGUGCAAAGGCAUGGGCGUUCUUUUCAUCUGCAGCGACAGAUCUCAUAUCCAUGAGGUUGAACAAGGAGGCAUUUGAUCGCGUACUGUUGAGGCCAAGGGUGAUGAGGAACAACAAGGAGGUAGAUACGACUACAACCAUAUUGGGGGUUAGGACGAGGUCGCCAUUCUUUGUAGCACCCACCGCUAUGGCAAAGAUGAUCCAUCAAGACGGUGAGAUUGCGGUAUCGAAUGGUGCUGGUGCAGAGGGGAUUAUUCACAUUAUUUCGACCAACUCCUCAGCCCCCAUUGCAGAUAUCAUAUCAGCCGGUCUAGGUCCAGAAAAGCAAACCCACUUCCUGCAACUUUAUGUGAACACAGACCGCGCAAAAACCAUAGCCCUCCUAAAGACUGCAAGAGAAGCGGGUGUAAAAGCUGUUUUCGUGACUGUUGAUGCGCACCUUGCUGGUAAGCGGGAAGCAGAUGAAAGACUGAAAGUCGAUGUCCCAGUUAAGAGUGCUGUUAGUGGCGCUGUCAGCCAUAAUGAUAAAAAAGGCGGUGGUAUGGGAAGGCUUAUGGGCCUGUACGUUGACAGAACCCUCAACUGGGAGGAUAUUCCUUGGCUUAAGAGCGUAUGUGGAGGGUUACCUAUUGUUCUUAAAGUUCUCUCAAAUCAUGGCGGGAGGUCUUUGGAUACCUCACCACCUUCCAUUUUUACUCUUUUGGAGCUUCAUAAGGUCUGCCCGGAGGUCUUUGACCAUCUUGAAGUUUAUAUCGAUGGUGGUAUUCGUCGCGGUACCGAUAUCUUCAAGGCACUUUGUCUGGGAGCCAAGGCUGUUGGCGUUGGAAGACCCUACCUCUACGCUCUCAACUACGGAGCUGAGGGUAUAUCACAUUUAACGCAAAUUUUGAAUGAUGAAUUGGAGACGACAAUGAGGAUGUGCGGGGUAACAAACCUAUCACAGGUUCAUCCGGGAUUUGUCAAUACGGCAAUGAUUGACCAUUUUGUCCCUGAUUCUACUGGGCACCCUUAUGUUAAGUGGAGGCCUAAGUCUAUGAUUUAG